AUGAGCGUUGAAGCUUCCCUAUCACAUGCUGGUUUUAUGUCCGAUGCAAGGAGCCACACACUGUCUCCUUCAUGCAGUGGCUCAUCGGUUAUUGGUAUUAAAUUCAAGGAUGGUGUAAUAAUAGCUGCUGAUACUCUUGUAUCCUACGGUUCUUUGGCCCGGUACACGAACUUCGAUCGCGUCCUAAAAGUUAAUGAAUGCACUGCUCUGGCAUGUUCUGGUGAUAUUGCCGACUUUCAAUACCUUGUUAAGCACAUUAGCCGGCAAGUUUUAACUGAGAGCCUCCUUGGCGACGGGUUUACUACCAGUCCUCAGGCGCUUCAUUCAUGGAUUACUCGGGUGAUGUACCACCGUCGAAGCCAGUUUAAUCCCCUCUGGAAUAGUUACAUUGUCGGAGGCGUCCAGAAAGAUGGUACACCCUACCUUGGAUGCACCAACAUGCUUGGGGUCGCUUUCACCGAGGACUGUGUGGCCACAGGUUUCGGCUCGUACCUAGCGCUUUCCCUCCUUCGGAAAGUGAUUGAAACCAAGGCAGAUUCAAACAUUGCAAACCUUACUUAUGAUGACGCCUUGGGGGCUCUCAAGGAUACCAUGACCGUCCUCUUCUAUCGCGAUGGCCGUGCCUUUAACAUGUACAAAAUCGCGGUGGUAACUAAAGAUGGCGUGAGUGUGAGCGACAACCAGAAAGCGGAGGUGAACUGGCAGAUUGCAGAAACUGUUGCCGGCUAUGAGUGA
Echinococcus granulosus is the source of this 735-nucleotide messenger RNA. Its product is annotated as Proteasome subunit beta type-4. The record is from RefSeq and is a predicted model, not a curated record. NCBI's taxonomy places the organism in Eukaryota, Metazoa, Platyhelminthes, Cestoda, Cyclophyllidea, Taeniidae. The transcript is spliced from 5 exons. Bases 1 to 735 code for a protein of 244 amino acids. Gene Ontology annotation, cellular component: proteasome core complex.